This is a messenger RNA of Aspergillus terreus NIH2624, 1005 nucleotides long. RefSeq lists its product as uncharacterized. NCBI's taxonomy places the organism in Eukaryota, Fungi, Ascomycota, Eurotiomycetes, Eurotiales, Aspergillaceae. Bases 1 to 1005 code for a protein of 334 amino acids. The record is from RefSeq and is a predicted model, not a curated record. The transcript is spliced from 2 exons.
AUGCCUGCUUUCAAUUUCUCGACGACUGGAUCCGAAGUAGUGGCUGCAUUGCCAGAUCGAGUCGCUGGGAAGACAUGUAAGUAUAUCUUCCUGCGAGCAGCAGAGCGUCCCCAAUUCGAUGUUGUUGCUGAAGAGGCUAUAGUUGUUAUCACCGGAGCUAGUCCGGGAGGCCUUGGAGCCAACACAGCCCUUUGCCUCGCAGCUGCCAAUCCUGCCGAGAUCGUCCUUCUCGGGCGCUCCGAAGAGAAAGUCUCUCCAGUCAUGAAGGAGAUCAGCAAAAUCAGCCCCUCCACCAUUGUUCGAUUUAUCAAAAUUGACCUUAUGUCUUGUGCAUCAGUGCGCACUGCGGCAGCGGAGAUUAAUGCGUCUGUCUCAAAGAUCGAUGUCCUAAUCAAUAACGCAGGCAUUAUGGGUGUCAAAUUUUCCCUGACUGCUGAAAACGUGGAAAGCCACCUGGGUGCGAAUCACAUUGGUCACUUCCUGCUCACCAACCUCCUGGUUCCGAAACUUGAAGCUUCUGGCGGUGGCGCUCGCAUCGUGAAUGUAUCCAGUGCCAUGUACCAGCUUAGCCCAGUUAUGUUCGACAACUAUAACUUCUCCGACGGCAAGACCUACGACCCUUGGAUCGCUUAUGCACAGUCCAAGACAGCAAACAUUUUGUUUGCUGUUGCAUUGGCCAAACGUCUGGAGAUGAAGGAAAUACGGUCCUAUUCAUUACACCCCGGACUUAUACAGACAACGGGUCUGUCGUCCGGAGUAGAUCCAGCAGCAUGGCCAAUUGUGGGAUCCAUGUUUGAAAGCAAGAAGCUUGUGUUGCCGAAGGAAAAGGGCAUCGACCAGGGCUGCGCAACUACUCUCGCAGCGGCCCUGGACCCUGCGCUUGACAGUUCAUUCCUGAACGACUGUAAUCCAGAAAAGGUUUUGGACUACGCCUCUGACUCCAUCAAUGCAGACAAAUUGUGGAGACUGAGUGAGAAGAUUGUCGGAGAAAAAUUCAGCUGCUAA